GGAGGAGGACUUCUCAGAGGAACCAGGACAGAGCUUGUCAAAAGGAGAACUUCACAGCAGCUGGCCAACACUUCUGUCUCUUCUAGACUUGGAUAGUUAGAACAACUGAAAGCUAUCCUCUAAAAUGACCAAAAGAAAUGUGAGCUUCGUGGUUUGGGGGGUUGCUCUGCUCCUGUUAGCAGAGACAUGGGCCCAGAGUCCCAGGAAGAAGCUGACACCUCCCAAGCCUCCCAAAGGUCAGUGCUGCGAUGAGGUGCGCUCGCUGAAAGUUCAGGUGGCCAAUCUCACCAGCAUCCUGGAAGAGCUGAGCCGCAAGCAGGAAACAGACCUGCGGAAUGUGGUGAGGCAGAUAAUGGACCUGGACCAGCAGAACCGGCAACAAGAAGCUCGGGUCACAGAGGCGGAGAGCAGGUACUCUGAGAUCAACAACCGCGUGGAGAUCAUGCAGCUGCAGAAUCUGCAGUCCGUCACCCAGACCUCUUCAGAUGCCAUAUACGACUGUGCGUCCCUCUCCAGCAGGAACUAUAAGAUCUCUGGCGUGUACAAGCUGCCGAAAGAUGAGCUUCUGGGCACACCAGAGCUCAGCGUCUUUUGUGACAUGGAGACAAAUGGAGGUGGCUGGACCCUGAUCCAGCGGCGCAAAAUUGGACUGCUGUCCUUCAACCGGGACUGGAAGAAUUACAAAAGUGGAUUUGGAUCCAUUCGAGGAGACUUCUGGCUGGGCAAUGACCACAUCGUGCGGCUCACGAGGCAGCCCACGGUGCUCAGGAUUGAGAUGGAGGACUGGGAGGGACAGACGCGUUAUGCCGAGUACAGCCUCUUCAACAUGGCCAACGAGCUCAACAGCUACAAGCUCUUCAUCGCCAACUACAGCGGAAACGCUGGAGACUCCCUACGCUACCACAACACCACCAACUUCAGCACCAUCAACAGGGACAACGACAAAUGUGUGGACGACUGUGCAGCCCUGCGCAAAGGUGGUUACUGGUACAACUGCUGCACCGACUCCAACCUGAACGGUAUGUUUUACCGCUAUGGCGAGCACACAAAGAAAACAGAUGGGAUCACUUGGUACGCCUGGCACGGCCCCAACUACUCCCUGAAGAAAGUGGAGAUGAAGAUCCGGCCGGCGAGCUUCCAUCCAUAGAGCGGAGCGUUCUGGUACAUCCAACUUCUAAAUGUAGAGGAAUCUCACUAAUGCCUGCUCCACGGUUCGUCUUUAGCACCAAAGGUGCUGAUUACGACUGGCGGGUUAAACAUUGAUGAAUGUGCUGAGCUUUUGCAGUGUUUGUAAAUUGUAGUUCAUUUUGUGUAUUUAUCAGUAAAGAAUUUUUAUUUUUUAGAGCUUUAAUAGAUCAUUUUUUUCAUUAAAGAUGUCCUUCAUAGACUACUGGAUUUAGAUUCUUCUGGAUGGACUUUAACAGAGCUGAUGAGGUCCGUCAGGUUUCAUUCAACUACAAAUGAUUAAAACUGAUAAAAACUCAAAGAAAAUCUUCAGUUGAAACGGCCAAACACUGAGGCAUUUAACAUCACUUACAAGUACAAGGUUUGUUUAUGAGGGGAGAAGAUGACAUUUAUGAUGAAAAUGUGUAAUUUGUAAAAUGUGUACAGCUCUUAAUAUGUUAAAUAAAGCUAUUUUUUACAUCAUCUA
Molecule: messenger RNA, 1651 nt
Organism: Oryzias latipes (Japanese medaka)
Lineage: Eukaryota; Metazoa; Chordata; Actinopteri; Beloniformes; Adrianichthyidae
Gene: angptl7
Product: angiopoietin-like 7
Biological process (GO): blood coagulation
Source: RefSeq, a predicted model, not a curated record